Chanos chanos (milkfish) is the source of this 4748-nucleotide messenger RNA. RefSeq names its product WD repeat domain 33 (gene wdr33). Gene Ontology annotation, molecular function: protein binding. The record is from RefSeq and is a predicted model, not a curated record. The coding region runs from base 197 to 3748 and encodes 1183 amino acids. Gene Ontology annotation, biological process: mRNA 3'-end processing. Gene Ontology annotation, cellular component: mRNA cleavage and polyadenylation specificity factor complex. The transcript has 23 exons. Lineage: Eukaryota; Metazoa; Chordata; Actinopteri; Gonorynchiformes; Chanidae.
ACAAGACGCAAGGAUGCCUCGAGAUGGAGGCCGUGGGUGAUUAAACACGAAAGUUGGCAAUCAAAUGCCAUUUCGGAGACAUCUAAAUUGUAUUGUCUUCAAACAGAGAAUACAAUCGUCUCCAUAAAGAAGAGUCGUGUAUAAAUUCUAGUUAUAGACUCAGCACUGGAUUUUUGGGUAUAGCUGACCAGUCACCAUGGCGACAGACAUUGGCUCACCGCCACGGUUCUUCCACAUGCCAAGAUUCCAGCACCAGGCACCCCGACAGCUCUUCUACAAAAGGCCUGAUUUUGCUCAGCAGCAGGCUAUGCAACAGCUCACCUUUGAUGGCAAGCGUAUGAGGAAAGCAGUCAACCGCAAAACCAUUGACUACAACCCCUCCGUCAUUAGAUACCUUGAGAACCGACUAUGGCAACGAGACCAUCGAGAUUUUCGCGCCAUUCAACCAGACGCUGGCUUCUAUAAUGAUCUUGUUCCUCCAGUGGGAAUGCUUAACAACCCCAUGAAUGCUGUUACCACAAAAUUUGUCAGAACAUCCACCAACAAAGUCAAAUGCCCAGUGUUUGUAGUGCGGUGGACACCUGAAGGCAGGCGACUUGUCACAGGUGCCUCCAGUGGGGAGUUUACUCUCUGGAACGGCCUGACCUUCAACUUCGAGACAAUCUUGCAGGCCCAUGACAGUCCUGUCAGGGCUAUGACUUGGUCUCACAAUGACAUGUGGAUGCUGACGGCAGAUCACGGAGGCUAUGUGAAGUACUGGCAGUCCAACAUGAACAACGUCAAGAUGUUCCAGGCUCACAAGGAGGCGAUUAGAGAGGCCAGUUUCUCUCCUACGGAUAAUAAAUUUGCCACAUGCUCUGAUGAUGGAACAGUACGAGUCUGGGACUUUCUGCGCUGUCAUGAAGAGAGAAUUCUGAGAGGUCACGGUGCAGAUGUGAAAUGUGUUGACUGGCAUCCCACCAAAGGUCUGGUGGUGUCCGGUAGCAAAGACAGUCAGCAGCCAAUUAAAUUCUGGGAUCCAAAAACUGGUCAGAGUUUGGCAACACUACAUGCUCAUAAAAACACAGUAAUGGAAGUGAAGUGGAAUCUCAAUGGCAACUGGCUGCUGACCGCAUCCCGUGACCACUUAUGCAAAUUGUUCGAUAUCCGCAACCUCAAGGAAGAACUGCAAGUCUUCAGAGGCCAUAAAAAGGAAGCUACAGCUGUGGCCUGGCACCCUGUCCAUGAGGGCCUGUUUGCCAGUGGAGGCUCUGACGGGUCCCUGCUGUUCUGGCACGCUGGCGUGGAGAAGGAGGUGGGUGGCAUGGAAAUGGCUCAUGAAGGGAUGAUCUGGAGUCUUGCUUGGCAUCCACUUGGCCACAUCCUCUGCUCAGGAUCCAAUGACCACACCAGUAAAUUCUGGACCAGGAAUCGUCCGGGAGACAAAAUGCGAGACAGAUACAAUCUCAAUUUGUUACCAGGGAUGUCAGAGGAUGGGGUGGAGUAUGAUGACAUGGAGCCUAACAGCCUCGCUGCCAUUCCUGGCAUGGGGAUUCCAGAACAACUGAAAGCUGCAAUGGAGCAGGAACAAACUGGUAAAGAGACGGCACCAGAGGCAGAAAUGAGCAUUCCAGGGCUGGACUGGGGAAUGGAAGAAGUCAUGCAGAAGGACCAGAAGAAAGUUCCACAAAAGAAGGUUCCCUAUGCAAAACCCAUCCCAGCACAGUUCCAGCAGGCCUGGGCGGAGAACAAGGUGCCUGCUCUAGCUCCUGGAGAGAUGCCAAAGGAAAGGAAGGAUGAGAAGGCAGAUGGUAAGAAGAAGACCCAGGCUGAAAUAGAACAGGAAAUGGCUGCUUUGCAGUACACCAACCCAAUGCUGCUAGAGCAACUGAAGAUUGAACGAAUGGCUCAGUUACAGGAGCAGGGCAUGCCUCCUCCAGGUGGUCAACCAGGAGCUAUGUCCACUUUUCCUGGCCAGGGUGGGCCAAUGCCUCCACCUCCACAAGGUUUUCCUCAGUCUAUGCCGCCCCAGCAGAUGCCCCACAACAUGCCUCCCAUGGGUCCGGGCGGUAUGCCAGGCUCCUUCAUGCCUCCGGGGCAGAUGGGUCCUAUGGGCCCACAAAUGCACCAGGGCCCUCCUCCACAAGGCAUGAUGGGACCUCCAGACAUGCAUGGGCCACAGGGAAUGCAGAGACACCCUGGCCCUUUGAGGAAUAUGGGCCCUCAUGGUAUGCCUCCUGGGCCCAGAGGAAUGCAGGGGCCUCCUCCGGGAGGAAUGCCACCAGGCCCCCAAGGGCCACAGGGUAAUAUGAUGGGCCCUCCCCCUAGAGGGCAGGGGCCACCUCAGGGAGGAAUGAUGCACCAGGACAUGCGAGGGCCAGCGCCCCACGGGAACAUGAUGGGCCCCCAGGGACCUAUGCCAGGUGGAAUGAUGGGGCCACCAAUGGGUGGGAACCCGCCAAGGACACAUGGUAAUAUGCCUGGCAUGGGAAAUAUGCACGGGAUGGGCAAUAUGCAAGGGCCCCCUCCAGGAGGUAUGCAUGGACCACCAGGUAACAUGCAGGGACCCCCUCCAGGGAACAUGCAGGGACCCCCUCCAGGAAACAUGCAGGGACCCCCUCCAGGAAACAUGCAGGGGCUUCCUCCGUACAUGCAACAGGGCAAACCAGGACAGAUGGGAGAUGGAAACAGAGGACAGUUCAAUCAGGGUGGUCAAAAUCCUCAAUCGAUGAUGCACGGGAUGCCAGGUCCAAAUGGGAAAGGAGAUGGACCACGGGGACCUCCGAAUCACCAUAUGGGCCCCCCGCCAGAUCGCCAGGGGCCUGGGGGACCUGAUGGAGGAGGCCAGUACUGGGGCGACUCUCGAGAUGGUCGUCGUGGACCCCCAGAUUAUGAGGGGUCAGAGGGCGGUUUUCAUAACCGUGGAGAAGAGGGUUGGAGGAGGGGUCCUGGAGGACCUGGGCAGGAGUAUCAGGGUGACCCCAGGGCCCACAGAGGAGGCGCUGGAGGACAGUGGGAGGGUCAGGAAAGGUACCCUCCUCGUGAUGGAGAAUACAGGGGCCAUGAGAGGUAUGAUGGGUACGAGGGUCCUGGAGAGGAAUAUGGCCAGAGACGCCCACCUCACUCGGAUGACUCUUAUAGGAGGGGAGGUCCUGGGCGUCCAGAUGGGCGUGGAGGAAGGGGAGGAUUCUCAGACGAGUAUGGGGGAGAUGAGAACUUUGAAUCCCAGGAGGAUAUGGGGCGAGGUUGGGACAACGGGGGAAGAGGGAGACCGCGUGGUGGAGCACCCAGAGGAGGCGGUGGCAGGAAGGGACUUCUCCCUACUCCUGAUGAAUACCCUCCUCAUUAUGAAGGAGGAAGAAAUCAAGAAGGCUGGGAAGGUGGUCAAGAUUCAGGUCAUGAGGAAUAUGAUGGGCAGCUAGCAGAUCACAGCAUGCUUGACAGUCCAUCUAUAGCUGGUAGGGAACGCUCGUCCUCUCUUCAGGGCAUGGACAUGGCCUCGCUGCCCCCACGCAAACGCCCUUGGCACGACGGCCCAGGCACCGGAGACCCUCGAGAGCGGGACUCGCCUGGAGCCGGGCCAGAUGACAGAGGAGCUGGUCGGCCACCCCCACGAGAUGAAGGUGGCUAUGGGCCACCACCUCGGGGUGGCAGAGGAGGUUGGGGUCGUGGUGGGCCUCCUAGCUCAGGUGGCCCAGGGGCAAAUCCGGGCCCAACCACCAGGCGAGGUGCUGCCCGUGGUGCCAUCCGAGGAGGCCGUGGCCGGUAGGGCAGGGGGUGCCCACCACACCAAGGCACCAUGGGGCACUGUGGACUACAUUGAGGACAGGGACCAAAAGCCAUCGCCUAAUUUCUGGCCGUACAGCAGGCCUGUUGAGCUGUGUAAGACAUAGGUGGCUAUUUCUGUAUACACCUGUGUUAAUCUCUUAGCCAACCGUUUUUGGCUCCCCCUCCCUCUCUCUGAUUGGUCGGUCACUCAGCGGACGUGGCUCGGCCUGACUGCGACUGGUUGCACUGAUGGUGACGGCUGUUUCUUACAAGGUGAAGCCUCUCGGUUUGACCCAACAGUUGUGAUCUCAGCAACUGUUGUGUGCAUCCUUCACAACAGAGAUUAACUGUUCAUACCUCAACCACCGGGAUUCAAUCCAGACUCGUACAACUUGAACCACCGAAUUUGGCCCAGCUGCCAAAGCUUGGGUCGGAGAGGCUCCUAGUGGUCAAGCAAGCCCAGUUUCUGUCAGUGACUUUGUUUGCUUAUGUCUCAAAGAGCAUAUUCAUGGUGCAUGGCAGCAUUCUGAACUGGUGUCAUUCAUCGGUACCACCUCUGAUUAUUUCACUUUAGCACUCUGAAGGCUCCAGCUGGCUUGAUUAUUUGAUCAGACAGACAGUUGCAACUUUAGUUGGACUUCCACAUCUAAAGCCCCCUCCAACCUGAGUCUUGAUUAAGUGGACAUUGAAAAGGCACGAAUUUUAAAAUGUGUCUUUCUCACAGGACCAGUAAAUGAGGGAGUGUGUUCCUCUGAUGGAGUGAGAUGCUGCUACUGCUCAGCAGACCAGUAGCACACUCCAGAGCAUUUGCUGAUCAUUACACAAAACUGGACUUUGAAUGUUUCGUUAUCCCCUUUAGCCCUCGACUCCAUUUAUUUAAUUUCAUUUUUAAGGUAAAAUAAUGGAGCUGAUCGUCCUGUAACAUUACCAGGCUACUGAGUGCCGAGGCUGCCGUCUUUGUUAAAUGUACAGUUUGUCACAAGAUUGUCAUAUUGUUUUGU